Molecule: messenger RNA, 2924 nt
Organism: Chenopodium quinoa (quinoa)
Lineage: Eukaryota; Viridiplantae; Streptophyta; Magnoliopsida; Caryophyllales; Amaranthaceae
Product: probable nucleoredoxin 1
Exons: 2
Coding region: 1303-2721 (472 amino acids)
Source: RefSeq, a predicted model, not a curated record
UCGGGUUGGGUUUAGGUCGGUUCAAAUUGGUUUGAUUAGAGUUCAACUCAGGUCGAAUCAUUGUUGGGUUAAAUUUAGAUCGGGUCAAAUUCAAAAUCGAGACGGAUGGUUUUCUCAAGUAUCGGGUCGAUUUUGACACUUCUACCACUUCUCUAAUCCUCUACAAUACAAGUAGUACUUCGUAUAGAAUCAUCGCGGACACCGCCUUUCUCCUUUCCGUCCCACAAAAUCAGGUCGCAAAAUCGCAAGUGUUUUGUCAGCGAGAAGGUUACUCCUGAAUUGUUCGAAUUGAUUAGGGAUUUUGAUCAGCGACGUCUCUGUUGUUGAGGUUAGGGUUUCAAUUUUAAUCUGAAGCAAAGCUUAGGAUUUCAAUAUCAAUCAGGUCAUCAGAAGCCUUGGAUCACAGGUUUAUUUUCUGGAGAUGACUGUUUGAGAUUGGGGGCAAAUUGAUGUUUAAUUCAUAAAUCAGGGAUUAAUAUGGAUUCGAGUUUCACUCUUGAUUUUCCUAGUCCUUCAGCAAAAAAAUUGAAAUUAAGUGAUGAUGAGAUUAAUGUUGAAGGUUUGUUAUCCUGUAUUCGUGAGUUGAAUAACCUUGAACGAAGGAAUGGGGAACUUGUUGAAUUUGACGAGACGCUUCGUGGAAAAUAUGUUUUGGUUUUUUGUUUUGAAAUGCCUCCAUUGUGCAAGGACCAAGAUUUAUAUUUUCCGUAUGAUCUCAUAAAAACAUGUUUGGAAUUGUAUUACCUGAGAGACGAUUUUGAGUUGGUGGUUGUUUUGAAAAGAAGCCAUUCACCCGUUGCUUUUCUCAAUUUUUUGUACGACUUCCCACCUCAGUCUCUUGCAGUACCGUUUGAGUCUAAGUAUCGUAAGUUGCUGUGCGACUUCCUUCACCUUGAUCGCCCCGGUUUUAAAUGUCUACUCGUCAAUGUCGAGAAAGACAUUAUGCUCCAUGGUGAUCUUGCAAUAGAGCAUCUGCAGUCGCUUCUCCCAGAACAACCAUGUAAAAUUAGCAGGCUUAUAAAAGCAAUGUGGCCUGUCAUCCCCGAAUUGGCGAAACAUCCCACCCUAUGUGAAGAUAGUUGUCCUAUAGCCGCACAAUAUAAAUUGGUCAAACCUGAGUAUUCUGAUGAUAUAAAUAUGGUGGUUUAUGAAUAAAAAAAAACCUGUCCCAUUCAGAUUGGCCACUCAUUUGAUGUUGUAUCUUUGUUGUCAUCAGGCAAGGGUGAGUUGAAUUAUCUGCAUCGAAAUGGUGGUAACCAAUCUGUCCAAGUGAUAGAGGAGACAUUCAAAGGGAAAUACGUCAUGGUUUGUUGUUAUCACGUGCCUAUAUUCCGUGAAGAGUCUAUUUCACUCUAUGUGCAGGGUCUAGUAACUACGUGUUUCGAUUUGUAUUCCUCGAGACAGGAUUUUGAGCUGGUAGUGGUUGCAAAGAUGAAUAAAAUGGUCAAUUAUGAGGCGGUUUUCAACCACUUUUUGUCAGGAUUUCCUGCUUCAUGUCUCGUAGUACCAUUCAGCGACUCAAAACGUCGUGACUUUAUAUGCAAGUACCUUGACCUGGAUCAUGGUUGUAAUUGUCUCAUUCUGGAUGAUAAUGGAAGUGUUUUGCUCCAUGAACAUCCUAGUUUUGUGAGGUCGUAUGGAGCUGAUGGCUUUCCUUUUACGCAAGAGCAUCGGCAUAAGCUUCGCUUAAAAGACUUGGCAUUGUUGAAAAGUCUCUCUACAUCCAAUCUUGAGCUACUUUUGCAGUGCAAGCCCUCUGAUGUUGUUGACAGAAUUAAUUCAGCAGGUGUCCGGGAGGUGAAGACUAUCUCAGAACUUAGCACAAAGCUUGUUGGGUUGUACUUGUGCGCCAAAGGAAAUUUCAUUCCCACGCUUGAUGAGGUUUAUCAACAAUGCAUAACUAAGCAUCUGGAGAUUGAGAUUGUGGUAGUCUACAUGCCCUUUGGGGAUUGUCUUGAUCCACAGGCUUACAAGCUGAAUAUAGAUACUAAGUUAAAGAGGAAGAAGAUAUAUUGGUGGCGUUUGUCUUUUGACAACUCUGUAAGCCUUGGAAUCAAACGGCUAGCCAACGCUUCUAUGGAUAAGCUGAUAAUCAUGGGACCCCGAGGUGAAUUUGUGGAUCUAUAUGGAGAAGAGGUCAUGAGCUAUUAUGGAAUUGAUGGAUAUCCUUUCACCAGGAAGGGGCUUGUGCACAGAGAAUUGAAAAAGCUCAAAGAAGUCACCUUAGAGUCUUUGCUGGUCCAUGGGUCACGCGAUUUUGUCCUUCAAGGUGAUAAUAGAAUUCCUGUGGCUCAACUCCAAGGAAGGUAUAUACUGAUUUACCUUGACUGCCUUUAUGAUUUUAAGUACUAUGAAAAUAUGUUGUUCUGGUAUUACAAGAUGAAGGAACUGAGAUUUGAUUUUGAAGUGGUGUUUUUACGCCGGGUGGAUGAUGAUGAUGAUAUUAGUGGUAUAGAAGUAGGUUUUGAUGAUUUAGUAAUGCCUUGGUUGGUAUGCCCGUUUGAGUUUGACCACUCGGCUUCCGUAAAUAAGAAAUUAUUCACUCAGUAUGAAUCUCAUGAUACCCUGGUUCAAUUCGGACAAAAUGGUCAGAUUUCUGCUUUUCCUACUCUAGAAGAUCUACCCUCGUUCACUUUUGGUACCAAUGAUUUUCCGUUUACUGGAUUCAAUUUACGUGAUUUUGUCACGUGCCAGUUUCGUGAAGAUUUCAUGAGGUUUUAACUAGUUACAACUCUUCCUUUCUUUUAAUUUGGAUAAUGUCAAAUGUUAAUGUAGCUCCUUAGUUCGAUUUCCUUUCAACAAGACUUGUAAUUUGGGCAAUGUCAAAUGUUAAGGUUUGGUGAACUCACGUCUCUUUAAGAUUGUUCAUGUUUGUUGUUAAAACAUAUGAUUUCAGUUAGAUAAAACAGAGGAUUCAAGUCACA